Messenger RNA from Hirundo rustica (Barn swallow), 2636 nucleotides. RefSeq names its product proline rich and Gla domain 3 (gene PRRG3). Gene Ontology annotation, cellular component: extracellular region. The transcript has 4 exons. The record is from RefSeq and is a predicted model, not a curated record. Gene Ontology annotation, molecular function: calcium ion binding. The coding region runs from base 105 to 896 and encodes 263 amino acids. NCBI's taxonomy places the organism in Eukaryota, Metazoa, Chordata, Aves, Passeriformes, Hirundinidae.
GGCGGGGCCUCCCCUCCCCUGCCCGUCGGCGGGAGGGAGCGGCUGCGGCGGGCGCGGGGCCGCCAUGAGGUAGGCAGGAGCCCCCCUCGGCCGAGUGAGGCAGCAUGGCAAGUAAGUGCUCCCCAGGCAAGACGGAGAGGUGGCGGUGGUGUUGGAGGAGAGAAGGGGGAGGUUUGACAGCCACCUCUCAAGAAAGAGUGUUCUUGGGGGCCAGGAAUGCUCACUCGCUCCUGAAACGCUUUCCCAGAGCCAAUGGCUUCCUGGAGGAGAUCCGGCAGGGCACCAUCGAGCGGGAGUGCAUCGAGGAGGUCUGCAGCUAUGAGGAGGUCAAGGAGGUGUUUGAGAACAAGGAGAAGACGAUGGAGUUUUGGAAAGGCUACACCAGCUCUGUGUACUCUGUCAAGGACCCCGGGCACAGCACGGAGCGCUCCGACGCUAUGUACGUGGUGGUGCCCCUCUUGGGAGUGGCUCUUCUCAUAGUCAUCGCCCUCUUCAUCAUCUGGAGGUGCCAGCUGCAAAAAGCCACCCGCCACCGCCCUUCCUACGCCCAGAACCGUUACCUGGCCAGCCGGACGGGCCGCAGCCUCCCCAGGGUCAUGGUGUACCGGGAGCGCUCGCAGAGCCAAGGGGAGACCCAGUGCCAGCGAGAAGCCGGCAACCGAGGGGCUGGGGAUGGCCGAGCCGGGGGCACCCCCCAGCCGGACGGCAGCCUGUGCCCACCGGAGCACUCUGUCUCCGUCCUCUCCAGACUGUCCAGUGCCACCCCGCCGCCUUCCUACGAGGAAGUGACGGGCCACCCGGAGAGCAGCAGCGGCGAGGAGACCAGCGUCUCCUACAACGACCCUCCGCCCAAGUACGAAGAGAUCGUGGCCGCGGCCCCCGCCGCCGGCAAAUAGCGGCUCUGCCUCCCUCCUGCCUCUUCACGCACUCGCACUCACCCAGCCACCUCCCUCGGCCGUGCCUGGGACCCCCUGCAGGUGUCCGGCAGGCCCCCAUCUCACCUGUACGAUCUGGUGCCAUCACACAAUAGCCUUACCCUCCUGACCAGAAGCAGGCGUCCCCAGGCGGGGCGAGGCAGGGCUGUGGCGUGGCCCUGGAGCCAGCCAGCCGUGUCCUGCCCCUCGCUCCCCGCUCACGUAAGUGCUGUAGCAGCCGGAGCAGGGCAGCGGCUUGUUCCUGGCUCAGUGUGGGGGUCUGCCCAUGGUGCAUUUGAUUCCCUCACUUCCCCCACAAACUGACAUAAACAUGGCCUGUGAUUAGAGCAGCCUUGCUGCCUCCCUGGGCUGCUGCUCAGCCUCACCCCACGUCCUCGCUGGGCCCUGUUCUGCUGCCCAGGGCUCUGAUUAGGUGGUGGAGAUGCAGGGUUGGGGUGGCCAAGUUCUGUCCGUCCCCGCAGUUGGUGGGGCCAGCUCUGUGGGGACGUGGUGCUUCCCCUGUGUGGGUUUGUUGCCAGGUGGGAGUGGGGAGCCCGGUGUGCACUGUGGCACCUGUAGCGAUAUUUGCUGUGUGGAGAUCAGGGAGGAGCAGUCAGGAAGGUGCUCUCUGGUCUCCUAGAUCUCUUUGGAAAGGGAGAAAGGGCUUGUGGUGGUCUUAUACUUGAGGUAAGUGACUUUGGAGUAGUGGGGCCUUUUCCUGAUGCUCUCUGCUUUCCCCCUGUGGGUGCUGAGCAGCUGGAGGUCUGGCUGCUGCAGAGCUGGCCAAGGGGGUCGUCUCUGACCUCGAGCCAAAUAUGGUCUCAUGGCUUUAAGUGAUGGGGAUUCAUCUCUCUCCUGGAGCGUAUCUGGUGUCUGCCCCAGAGCCGAGAGCCUGCAGACAGGCCAAACCUUUCCUCUCCCUGCCCCAAACCUCUCUGCCCUGCCUGGCCCCUCUCUUUGGGGCUCUUUGUCCUCCAGAGCAGGUAAAGUGAAAUGUGAGACCCCACUCUCCUCUUGACCUCAGGGGUGGGGCUGUUUGGUGUCCAGGGCUGUGGUGUGGAAUUCCUGCUGAUGGAGGCGGGAGCCACAAGACCAUGCCUUGAGAGUCAGGAGCAGGACCAAGCCCUGCUCGGGUGGUUGUGUUGCCAGGGCAGAGCAGAGCCAGGAGCUUUGCUGUGGGAUCAGUGUCCCCUUCCCCUGGGCAGCUGCCUGUAGGCUCCAGGCAAUGGGGCUGUCCUUCCCCAAUCAUAUCUGAUGGAUUAGCACGAGGUUUGUGCUCCAAACCCCCAGAAGCAGCCCAGGAGCUCCCAGCACUGCCAGCACCCGGUGUUCACCCAGCACCAGUGUGCCCACCAGCACCGAAAGGCUAUUGUCCAUCCAUCUGUGGCCUGCAUCCCGCCCGGCCCCAGCGAUGCUCUCGCAGCUGGUGCCCUCAGCCCAGAGCUGGGGCUUGCCUAGCGUGGCUUCUCCUGGGGCAGGACAUGCUGGCACCUCAUCUGUCCCCUCCCCAGCCUUAGCAGAUCGGGGUUAUGGGGAGACCCCACAGCCGAGCCUCAGGGCCAGAGCCUGGAGAACAGCAGAGGGAGACACAAGGGUGUGCUCCGCAUCCUCUGCCUUUGACGCUCGGUCAUUUAUCCCUGCGGUUUGUAUUCUGUAAAACUUGGUAUAUUUCUGUGCAAAAAAAAAAAAAAAAAAGGUAUUUAUUAAAAAACCCUCACUGUC